AUGUCCAACCCCAGCAGCACGCCGGCCAACGACCUAGAAGACAGCAAUGGCGAUGGCGCGGUGGAAACAAAAACUGCCUCUAGCUCCGAUAUCUCGGCGACUCCCGCGGAUGAUCUCUAUACACCGCUGCUCAUGUUCAUCUGCGAACACGGUUUCAUGCGGGAGAAGCGGUACCCCGUUCCACGGUCUGUGCGGGUUCGAUUCGUACGUGAUGUACGUGCAGAGGCACGGGUGCUUGGGUUCGAGCGGGCCGUUGUUGAUAGGGUGCUUCUUGACAUCAAGAGGUAUUAUCUAACCAAAGUUGGGCAAUGCCAUGUGUUUGAUGACGGGGCUGCGUUUGGAGAGGAGGUUGAUGAUUCGAGCUCAUCCGAGGGGUUGGAUGUGAAGACAAAGCCUUCGAAGCCGCAAGCAAAGCGCAAGCGCAAGAGGAGCAGCGGCGAAGAACCUGCAAAAGAAACGAUUCAAAUCCCAGUAAAGGCCAGUCAAGGCAAGACCAAAAGGCCCUCGAGGCCCAAAAAGGGUGAGAAGGAGACAAAACUGCAAAAUCAGCCCAAGAGGAGAAAACGCUCCUCAAAAGCGUCUUCAGAUACAAAGGCUCUUAAGGCCGCCAAUGAUUUGCCGGGGUUGACUGCCGGCGAUGAGGUGAGGUCGAAAUACUUUGUGAAAAGCCAUGUCUCGAAGCCUGCUGAUGCUGAAGUUUCGUGCGAGUCCCCUAAUGGACAUUCUGUCCCAGACGGUGUUCUGAGGCUGCUUGAGGAUAUGGGUCUAGGUUCCGAUCUCCUACUAUCCGAUUCGACUUUGAGUGACGUACCAAGUGACCUGGAGGAUAGUCCUACACCGUCUCCGGCUCGCCUACCAUCUCCGAAGUUCGGUGGUACUGAUAAUGAUCCUAGCGGGAUAUCUGAUGCCAAAAUAGAUCCCAUUAAAUCCUCCCAUUUUACUGUCGAUGUUAGAGAACAAACUCCGCCGCAGCUUGAUUUUUCACUAAACCCUACACUCAUCUCAGAUAAAAAAGCUCGCUCAAAGCCAACAAAGGUGUCACCAUAUUUCCAAGGACCUUUAAUUAACGAGGACUCUUGUCUGCCCUUUCCGCCAAUUGAUGCGCCGGCAUUCGGCCUAGUCCAGGAACAACUCGCGCACGACCCAUUCCGUUUACUACUUGCUACCAUCUUCCUCAACCGCACGCGAGGAGGCGUCGCGCUCCCGAUCCUAUUCCAGGUCUUUGAUAGAUACCCCACAAUAGAGGCCAUGGCUACAGCAGACCCAUCAGAACUAACAGCUAUGAUUAACCGCCUCGGUUUCCAAAACCAGCGCGCAAGAAAAUGCAUAUCCCUAGCGCAGACAUGGCUGGGCCGUCCGCCUUGUCGGGGUAAACGGUACCGGAAACUCAAUUACCCAAGUAAGACAGAUGGAAGAGACGUCAAGCCGGACGAAUGCAUCGACGACGACGACCAGCGCGUGGCUUGGGAAGUCGCCCAUCUUCCUGGGGUUGGGGCAUAUGCGUUAGACAGCUGGCGGAUUUUCUGCCGCGACGAGCUGCGGGGUUUAUCUUCGGACUGGCAGGGGAGUGGUGCUGCAACGGCAGGAUUUACUCCCGAAUGGAAAUCAGUGUUGCCGCAAGAUAAGGAACUCCGUGCCUACUUGACCUGGAUGUGGUUGAAGGAGGGAUGGGUUUGGGACCGAGAGACGGGAGAAAGGACACCCGCAAGUGAGAAAGUGAUGCGGGCUGCGCGGCGGGGAGCUACUGCUCAUAUCGAGGCCGGGAACUGGGUUCUUGAGACGUCUCCAGUGAAGCCAAACACCAGCCUCCCAUUGCAUUGUCCUCUUUCAACGCUUCAAUCGUUUCGUCCAAAACUCACAAAACGAAUUCGGACAAGGGGGGCAGGGGAUAAAAAGGAAGAAAGACAGCGCUUCGUUGGCCGCCGUCUUCUCUCACCUUCCAACCCACGAACCUCCAUUAAUUCGAACCCAUCCCACGCCAUGUUCCUGCCACUGAGACUAAAUGACCGCGAUCGUAACAGGGAACGGAAUAGGAAACUCUCAUCCACAUCUUCUACCUCUCUCAAAUCAAAACACCGUCAACAAAGGACGUCGUCCCAGAAACAAUCCAGCCGACCGUCAACCAAGGAUCCAGAAGAACCCGAACCACCGGUCCGCUCCUCCACCCCUACCACCUCCGCUCCCAGGUCCCGCAAACAACGUCGGUCCUCCAUGCCCGGCCUCGACAGCGCCAGCCGCUCCGGCACGGCUUCCUUCCUCGAGUCGAGGACGAGUUUGCCGUAUCCUACUUUUUCGAAGGCUCAUAGCAAGGAGGCCGUUGGCAAACCGGGCGUCCCUACACCAGAUCCGACCGACCUAACCGAGCAGAACCAGGACGAUGAAGACAAAAAUGACACCAAACAGCAACACCAUGAUAGUCGGAAUGCGCCGCCAAGUCCCCCAUUGACGAGUGUGGAUCAACAUUCGCGAAAGGGGAGCACCGUCGACGAUAAGGGGGAGAAAACCACCGAAAAGACGAAGGAUGGGAAGACAAAAAUCAGAAUAAAAACAGACGUGAAUCGGUCAUCGUCAAGCCUGCGCGCUAAAAAGGAUGACAGCAGCAAGACGAGCAAGUCGACCGUCCGACCGGAGACCCCGAAAGCGAAGCGCUCAAGUUACAGUAAAGACUCGCCAUCUCGGACCGCCAGUCACAAGCCAUCCAAAUCAAAACUCGAUCCAGAUCGCAAGCGGAGCUCUGUUGUCUCUCCUCCUCGCUCUCCGCCAGUUCGAGAUGUAGGCAUGGAAUCCGCCCACGGCUCCGACGCAACUAUCGCGGCUCCUCGCCAAUCGCCCUCUUCCAGAGUGAGAAGUCCCGAGAAGCCACCGUCUCGCAACCAAACGCGCUCUUCCGCGUCGAAUCGCCCGGCUUCCGCAAACCGCAACCGCACACCGUUCGAGGCUGCAAUGGAUUAUGGACGUCCGCCAACUACAGGCUCCACAUACGGCACUCCACCUCCGCCGCCACCUCCCCCAGAUGUCCCGGUCUCAAACCCUCGGGUUGAUUAUCUACUUCAUAAUGGAGGCUUAGAUUACCAGGUGCCAAAAUCUCUCCUCUUAAACACGGUGUUUGGCGAUCAACCCCAAGUCCAGCCCCAUCUAGCGGCUAGUAGAGUGUUUGAACCUUUCAGUCGUCUUCUAGAUGACUAUCAGCAUGUUGUAAAUAAAAAUGGUUCGCUUGCUGUCGCUACAGGGUCUAGGUCCGUGGCUCGUCGCCUACUCGACCGACUAGAAGCUGUUUUUGCCCGCGACAUCUCGUCGGAGUCGUGCCGUUGUCUUAUGUGUGAACAUGAUGAGUUGGAGGAUAUCCCAUCAGGUGUCAGUUGGGGCGAAGUACUAGAGCUAGUAUCCGGUCGUCGAGAGCUUCCUAAUUGGCCGCCAUUCAUCCUUACAACAGAACUAGGAGCUGCGGAUGUAUCUGGUGAAGAGCAUAUCCCUAUGCAGAAGAUGGACAUUGACGUUCCGGAAGAGUACCGCGACCAUUUCCUCCGACAGUCGCGCAAAACAAAACUCGCUGUUGACAAUUGGCUGACCGAGCAAGUCGAACAGCCAACAAGUGCGCCAGAUGAGGUGGACGAUGAGACCCUUACUUUCGCCAUGUUAACCCAUCUUGCAAAUGACCAAAGACCUAUCUUCCGUGCUUUGCUAGGAAUCUCGUCCACGUCGCCGACCCCACGACCAGAUGGACAGCCCCGGGAACGGCCGCCUGCUCUUACUUCGUCAUCCUUUGCAAUUGAGCGACUGUACCGUUUGUCAUCUAAGCCCCGGGAUCCUGAAACCGCGAUGUACAUGCUGAAUAACCCCGGAAUGCACCAUGUGCUAGCCACGCUCGCAGCCAUCAGCGACGAUGAGUGGGAUAUUCUGAUAUCAGGACGCUUCGACGGAUUCCUUCGCAGCGGAGCCGAGGACUCUACUCCCAAUCGAUGGAGCAACAGUCGGUCAAACACCCCAUUCAGUACUGGACGUAUGUCUCGCGGUCCUACGCCCAACCCGCUCGACCGUCCAAUGAGCCAACCACAAGGCGGACCAGGCUCUCCAGGUUCAUUCGGCGGCCCGAUCGCUCUGGACGAGGAAAUGGAGAUCGCCGCUCUAGCAGAAGUCGAGCGAGAAAUAUACGCCGGAAUGGAAGCUCUCGAAGAUGCAUUCGAAGCGCUACACUGCAAAGCGGAAACCGUACGUAUUGCCCUGCGCGAGCGCGGCGCUGGCCUGUCAAUCGCCAACCAGAACCGCCGAGGAACAUUUGUCGAAGCUCGACUUGGCACCCCCGGACCCCACCCAUGGGAAAGUGGUACGGACGACGACUUCUUUGACGACGUGCAAUCAUUGGCACCUGAUGACUCGGCCAGCAACAUCAGCUCUAACCGCCGGCGCCGUCCGAAGCGACGUACUGAACGCCGCACACCCGCGCCCGUUGAGGAGGAAGACGAGGGUGAAGAGGGAUCACACACCGGGCGACGGGAUAGUCGGAACUCAAGGAGAAGAUAA
This is a messenger RNA of Aspergillus versicolor CBS 583.65, 4521 nucleotides long. RefSeq lists its product as uncharacterized. The record is from RefSeq and is a predicted model, not a curated record. Gene Ontology annotation, cellular component: nucleus. The transcript is spliced from 4 exons. Bases 1 to 4521 code for a protein of 1506 amino acids. Gene Ontology annotation, biological process: base-excision repair. NCBI's taxonomy places the organism in Eukaryota, Fungi, Ascomycota, Eurotiomycetes, Eurotiales, Aspergillaceae. Gene Ontology annotation, molecular function: DNA binding; catalytic activity.